Molecule: messenger RNA, 792 nt
Organism: Suillus bovinus
Lineage: Eukaryota; Fungi; Basidiomycota; Agaricomycetes; Boletales; Suillaceae
Exons: 5
Coding region: 161-481 (106 amino acids)
Biological process (GO): termination of RNA polymerase III transcription; DNA-templated transcription; regulation of DNA-templated transcription
Cellular component (GO): RNA polymerase III complex
Molecular function (GO): nucleic acid binding; DNA-directed RNA polymerase activity; zinc ion binding
Source: RefSeq, a predicted model, not a curated record
GGCACCCUGGGCUGUUCAGGUAGUAAGUCGAAUUGGAAAAAGUUUGAUUACCAAUUUCGAGUCCUAACUUCAUCAUCCCAAUUUGAAUUCCGGAGGUGUCACAUAUUCACCGUGAUUCGCUUGAAAGGUUUUGUUCGACAACCUCAACAAGCCUGUAUACAUGCUGUUCUGCCCGACAUGCGCUAAUAUGCUCGUGAUAUCCUCUGAAACAGGGUACAAUAAAUGGGCAUGCAACUCGUGUCCAUACGAAUUCCCGAUCUCGAAGCAGAUGACUUCCCGCUCGCGUAUGAAGCGCAAGGAAGCAGAUGAUGUGCUCGGAGGAGAAGAGACGUGGCGAGAUGCUGAUUCUACUGCAAUCACUUGUGACAAGUGUGGUCAUCCCCGUGCAUAUUUCUAUCAGUUACAGAUCCGAUCUGCGGAUGAGCCCAUGACGACAUUUUACAGAUGUGCCGGAUGCGCUGUUCAAUGGCGCGAAAAUUAAUCAUUUCUUUUUCAAAAAAAGGGUGCCGAGAUGCUUACUGGCGCUUUACGGCUCUUGAUGUGUACACCAAAAUGUUCUGACAUCAUCAGUGACGUCGGAGCCCUCACUCCCAUCUUUGAUAUCAUGUCCUGUUCACGGGUGUGUACUAUGUCACAAAGUUUCAAUCUAGCCCGUUUACCACACACAUGAGCUUGCAAAUAGCAGUGUGAGGAUUUACCCCCAGCUCCGAAUUAUUGCGCCCGGGACCUCAGUACGGCUUUGUGCUCGAUUCAUCCCAGGCUGUUCAUGCUAUGCUCGCUCACCACGAGCCC